Molecule: messenger RNA, 1997 nt
Organism: Cydia pomonella (codling moth)
Lineage: Eukaryota; Metazoa; Arthropoda; Insecta; Lepidoptera; Tortricidae
Product: procathepsin L-like
Exons: 5
Coding region: 42-1094 (350 amino acids)
Cellular component (GO): lysosome
Molecular function (GO): cysteine-type endopeptidase activity
Source: RefSeq, a predicted model, not a curated record
CGGACCAAUCCUUAUCGCGCUUCGAACCACCAGGUAACAUCAUGUUUUGUUUUACUUUCUUGCUCGUAAUUGGCACUGCCAUUGCUUUGAAACUCCCAGAUAGAGGACAAUUUGACUUGGAGCACUUUGACAUACACAGUUUAUACAACGAGUACGUCCAGGCAUAUGGGAAGGUAAGAAAUCCCGAAGAGUACCCGAAGCGGCUUGAGAUUUUUAAGAAAAGCUUGGAAGACAUCAGAGAACGCAACGCUAAAUAUCCACAAACCGAGUAUGGACUCGACCGUUUCUCAGAUCUGACCGCCGAGGAGAAACAGCGUUACUUCGGCUCGUUGCCUUUUGACGAAACACUGGAAGGUCUAACGACCACACUGAAGUACCCCCCAGAAGCCAUCACGGCUCCUGACGAGUGGAACUGGCGGUUACAUAACGCAGUCACUUAUGUAAAGGAUCAAUUAGAAUGUGGUAGCUGCUGGGUUUUUAGCGCUAUUGGGAACAUAGAAGGGCAAUACGCAAUUAAAUACAAGGAGUUGCUAUCUUUCUCGGAGCAACAGAGCGUGGAUUGCGUUAAGCCGUUGGAGUCCAAUAACAAUUGCUAUGGAGGGUGGCCGCACCGCAGUAUGUGGCACUAUGAGGUUGCCGGCAUUACCGAUGAAUCACCCUACACAGUAAGGUUGGAGAAAGAUUAUCCAUAUUUUGGGUACACGGAGAACGUAUAUUGCAAAGAAAGAGAGAAAAGAAUGCAAGAUACAAAAAUAGCCGUAACUUCGGUCAAAGUAAUUAAAACGGAUGAAGAAACUUUGAAACAACUAUUGUACGAAACCGGGCCUUUGUCAACCGCUAUGGAUAUGUCCAACCUGGAGGGCUACCACAAAGGCAUUAUUCACCCGCACGAUUGUUACUACACACUGAAUCACGCCGUGCUGCUCGUUGGAUAUGGGAUAGAAAACGGUACCAAGUAUUGGCUUGUCAAGAACUCCUUUGGGUCUGAUUGGGGAGAAUUUGGCUACUUCCGUAUUCUACGAGGAGUAGGAGCAUGUAGUAUAGGCAUACGGUACACUGCUAUGGCCACUGUAGAAAAAUUACAUAAAAAAUAACUAAAAAAUUCUAAAUUUUAUUUCACAAGUAACGCUUAGUGAAAUUGUAGCCCGAACCAUAUCGGACAAGUGUGCGUAGAAUGUAUAAAUAAACCCUCACAAGAGACAUCACCGCUGUUUUAACAAAUACCAAUUUUGCAAGAGAUUGCAAUGCGAAAGUACCUAGGUAACCCUAGAGUUAUCACACACACGACAGUAUUUCCAUCAUCAGUAUCAUCACCACAUCUAGAUGGUUGCUGUCCUCAGCUGUAAGUUUCUUCAGAAACUUUUUGUCUCGACUAAACUGUGGAAUGAACUGUUGCCCGCUAUUUCUGGACCCAUACGAACUUUGGGUCGCGACCUUAAACCUUUCAGAAAAGGGCGUACUGAAAUCUUAACCAUCAGGUGAUUCGUCUGAUCGUGUGAUUCCUAUCUCAUAUAAAAAACUGCCAUGCUGUAGAUUCUGUAGACGAUAUUACGUACUUAUAUCUCAACUGGCAGACGCCGAAAACAAGAUAACGUAGAUCUCAACUGCAUGGCAGAUGCCGAAAACAAUACAACGUAGAUCUCAACUGGCAGAAGCCGAAGACAACACAACGUAGAUCUCAACUAGCAGACGCCGAAAACAACACAACGUAGAUCUCAACUGGCAGACGCCGAAGACAACACAACGUGGAUCAUCGUCUCCUGCACUCCUGGCGGUGCUCUACCUCAUUAGCCCCUGCUGUCGACCAUGAGACUUGGCGUGAGCCCUCUGUACCACUGUGGUACCAACAAUAAAAGGAGAAGUUAUACCGCACUGUACGCAUAUGCUACGCAUGCGGUGUGACGUUUCCUACAGGAAUUUAAACAUUACAACGCGCAGCUAUAGUUUUUGUUAGGCAAACUCUUGACUUCUUGAAAUACAAUCCUGAUAGUAAUACA